This is a messenger RNA of Drosophila albomicans, 657 nucleotides long. Its product is annotated as arylalkylamine N-acetyltransferase-like 2. Lineage: Eukaryota; Metazoa; Arthropoda; Insecta; Diptera; Drosophilidae. Bases 1 to 657 code for a protein of 218 amino acids. The record is from RefSeq and is a predicted model, not a curated record. Gene Ontology annotation, molecular function: N-acetyltransferase activity. The transcript has a single exon.
AUGACGUCCAUUACUAUACGCGAGUUGAGAGCGGAUGACAUCGAUGAGUUCUGCCGGUUUCUCACCGUAAACUUCUACGGCCAUGAGCCGGUCUUGCAAACACCCGGAGACCACAAGAUCGUCACAGAUACGCCGGAGAAACGCGAGACUCGUUUAGCUAUCAUACGACAAGGUCUCUCGUUGGUUGCUGUGGAUUCGAGCAAUGAAGGUCGCAUUGUGGGCAUCGCCUAUGCGGAAGAAAUGGUUCCCAAUGACUUGGAAAUCAAUUGGAACAAAGUCAAUGAGAAGAAGCCAAAGUCCUUUCUUGAUCACGUGCAUCUAUUUCUUAGCGGCGUGGAGAUACGUUCGAAGUUCUUUGAACGCUUCGAAGCAUCGAAGGCUCUCUUCCUGAACAUUCUGACUGUGGAUGCAACAGUGUGCAAUCAAGGAAUAGGACGUCGUCUUGUGGCCGCUUUAAUAGAACUGGGUCGCUCCAAGGGCUUCCCCCUGAUUGCAGUCUCCUGCACCAGUUUGUAUUCAACUCGCGUCAUGUCAGCUCUGGGAAUGAGUUGUGUCCACUCUGAGAAUUAUUUGGAUUUCAAAGAUGAGGAUGGCAAUGUAGUGCUGAAGCCACCUGCACCUCAUACUUCUGUCAAUCUCAUGGCAAUGAAAUUGUAG